Messenger RNA from Pseudocercospora fijiensis CIRAD86, 1135 nucleotides. RefSeq lists its product as uncharacterized. The record is from RefSeq and is a predicted model, not a curated record. The transcript has 9 exons. NCBI's taxonomy places the organism in Eukaryota, Fungi, Ascomycota, Dothideomycetes, Mycosphaerellales, Mycosphaerellaceae. Bases 1 to 849 code for a protein of 282 amino acids.
AUGUCUGGAAAAACCUUUCUGCACGCUCUUGUGCUGUUGGCAGUUGUCGUCGAUGCUAGACCGGGCCACCUCUCUAGGGAUGGCUUUCAUUCCUGCUUCCGCUCGUCAAUAAUUCUCGCCCCCGGACUGCCGUUGGGCUUCGAGGAAGCAUGCAUGCAAUCAAAUGGUCGGCAUGUGGUCGUGAAGCGUGAUGCGACCCAAGGUCAAGAAUACACGAUCGCGCGAGCAAGCACGGCAUAUCGACUGAUCGGGCGCAUGUGUCCUGCUGAGAAGAGCUCCGUCUGUCCGACGUCAGACCUAUCUCGCGAUGUUGUUUACCGCGCCUUGGCACCAUCAACACUGGCAUUAUUCCUUCAAGGAACUUCUUCUGAAAUCUCAGAAGUUUAUUUGUGGCCGUCUUCGGAGGCCAGUAACGCUCUCCCAACCAGAGUCUCGCAAAUUGCCACGACAAGUUCCUUACAACAAUUCCAUUCGCCUGCAUUUUUGAAACAAUCCUACCAAUCCAGUUCUCACAAGCUAAGUAAUGAUGCUAAUGCAUCGUAUGGCAAUCGCUGCACCGGCCGGUCGAAGAAUAGUGAGUAUUUUUGCGUUAGUAGUGAAGCAACGGGCCCCAGACAGACUACUGUCGAAGUUGAGGCCUUGGCAAUUACAAUCCCGAACCUUGGGGUCAGAAACGUAACUGUCAACACGAGCCAAGUCAGGCUAGUGAUGGAGCCCACCAUCUGGCAUCCAGUAUAUGGUAUACACAUUGUACAUUGUACCAUGUAUGCAGCCUUCUAUGCAGCCUUCACGGCCGGAGCUGCUGCAUACCGCACAUCAUCCCUAAGUCAGGCCGAAGUUCGUCCAUGAGCAGGCAAGGUACUCCUUGCCACUAGUCCAACAUCCAAAUUUGUCUCACGAUGGCUGUGUAGGUUAUUAUUAGAGCGCUCUACAGUACGCACCUGAUCGAAGACGUGGUCAUUGCCAAGCUUUGUUCAGUAAUCAACCAUGCGUUCGGAACGCGAAGGCUCCGUGUUUGACCUUUACCUUGCCUGUGAAACGACCGACGAGUAGAAGAGGUCGGCCACUCCCCUGUACAACACUCUCGUAGUUCGAUCGAUCAAUAGCAGAAGUGGUGGCAGAAAGUAUGGUGGCC